CGCCUGUGGGAGGCAUUCUCGCUCGCGCUCUGCCCCGCGGUAUAUUCCUGUGCGAGGCCACUCGGAGGCGAUCCGAGAGAAUUCCAGAAACCUCUCCCGAGGUGAAAGGUCACCGUGAAAGUGUCCGAGGAAGAUAAGCCCUGCAGGUGACGCGGGGGAGGGGGGGGGGAGAGCCGAAUCGCGCAGGUGUUUGGAGGAGAAAGCAAGAGGAAGCUGUCGUGCGGAUCCGACCUCGCGCGCUCUCCUUCGCCAUGGCACCGGAGGACCUGGAGGUGGACAUCAACACGACGCUGAGCGAGGAGCGAGGAGACGACGCGACCGAGACGUCAGGCGCCGAAGGCUGGGCUCUCGCGUCUCCCGAGAGCGGCCCGCAGCCCAGCCUCGUCGUCGCGUCUGAGCUCGGCGUGCGGGACAGCACCAAGCUCCUGGGCGUCCAGGUGGUGCUCAUCGCCGCCUACUCCAUCAUCAUCCUGCUCGGCGUGGUGGGCAACUCGCUGGUCAUCUACCUGAUCGCGCGCUACCGCGGCAUGCGCACCGUCACCAACUACUUCAUCGCCAACCUGGCGCUCGCCGACCUGCUCGUCAACGCGCUCUGCCUGCCCUUCACGCUCGCCUACACCCUCACGGACGAGUGGAGCUUCGGCUCCGUGCUCUGCCACCUGGUGCCAUUCUCGCAGGCGCUCGCCGUGCUCGUGUCGACGCUCACGCUCACAGCGAUCGCGCUCGACCGCCAACGCUGCAUCGUGCAUCACCUCGAGAGCCGUCUGUCGCAGCGCGUCAGCUUCAUCAUCGUGGCCGCCAUCUGGGGUCUGGGUGCCGUGCUCGCGUGCCCGCUGGCCGUCUUCCGCGAGUAUCACCACGUGGAGUUCCCGGGACUCGGCCGCAGAGCCGUGUGCACCGAGAGCUGGCCGGGCGGCCAGGAGCGCGACGCGAUCAUCUACAGCGUCUCCAUGCUCGUGCUGCAGUACGUGCUGCCGCUGUGCGUCAUCACGUGCGCGUACGCGCGCAUCUGGGCCAAGCUGAGGAGCCACGUGAGCCCCGGAACGAGCGGCCGCGCCAACGUGGACCGCCAGUGCCGUCGCAAGAAGACGACCAAGAUGCUGCUGAGCGUCGUGGUGGUAUUCGCCGUCAGUUGGCUGCCCUUCAACGCCUUCCAACUCGCCAGCGACAUCCACGGCCGAGUGCUGGACCUGUCAGAGUAUAAGCUCGUUUACACGCUGUUCCACGUGGUGGCCAUGUGCUCCACCUUCGCCAACCCGUUCCUCUACGGGUGGAUGAACACCAACUACCGCAACGGCUUCCUCACCGUGUUCCGCUGCGAGCGAAACACGGACGCGAUCCGGCCCGAGACUGAGUUGGCAUCGAUGCGCACGCGGUCUCUCAGGGACGGACCUCGCCGACAACUGCAGCAGCAGCAGCAGCAAUGUGUGGCCUCUGGAGUCAGAGCCGACGCCACGUCGGGCAGGACGCAGACAACCACCAGCAGCUUCAUAGACGGCCGCCGUAAACGCGUGCUGGCGGAGAGGGAUGUGGAGCGGCAUGGGAGGCCACUCGCCGGCACAGCGGACGAGAAAGCGCCUCUGCCCAGUGUGGACACGUAACAUUUGAUCGAAUGUAUGUCGACUAUGGCCUGGCAGUUGCGCAGUGGUUAGCGCACAGCGCUGUGGUGAGCCUGGCGACCUGAGUUUAAAUCCCGCCUUGGGCAUCAUAGCCCAUCCACCCUCCUCACCCCAACGCUUUCACCAACCGGCGCUGACCAGCGUCCUGAAGUAUGGUCGGGCAACCCCUUUGACCGACAGCAGUAGAUUGACGAAAGGCCGCACACCGACGGUAGUGUACUGGUAUACGCUGCCUAUAACAUUGUUGUUUCAGUCGGUGCCGGAUUUGUAGCAGUUCGGCCAAGGUGAUGUGUUUAAGGUUUUUUCUUCUUAUACAAAAGCAAAAUAAUUUAUCGGCGCAGGGAGCCGUGGAUUUGAGACAACGGCACGGCAUCCUACAAUGUGCGUUCGUGUUUCAUUUGAUGGUGGUGGUGGUGAUGAUGAUGAUGACAAUGAUGGUGUGUGUUGCCUGCAGUCAGUAUACCUCCGAUACGACGCAUGAGUGGACGAUAUUCAAGGCUUCAACCCGAGCAGACGACCAACCGUUCGGCUCGCCGUGAAGGUCUCACGCACGCAACGAACACGCGAGCAUUCGUGCGCAGAGAUCGCGUGAAGAUCGCACAGAGAACUGUGCUUGCCAAGGAAGCCGAAUUUGUAACGACUGCAUUAAUUGUUUUUUUUUUACGGAGCGCACCUUUUAAUG
Messenger RNA from Lethenteron reissneri (Far Eastern brook lamprey), 2301 nucleotides. RefSeq names its product neuropeptide Y receptor Y2 (gene NPY2R). Gene Ontology annotation, molecular function: neuropeptide Y receptor activity. Gene Ontology annotation, cellular component: membrane. Gene Ontology annotation, biological process: G protein-coupled receptor signaling pathway. The record is from RefSeq and is a predicted model, not a curated record. NCBI's taxonomy places the organism in Eukaryota, Metazoa, Chordata, Hyperoartia, Petromyzontiformes, Petromyzontidae.